AUGGCAGUGAAACUCUUCGUUGUUGCUCUCUUCUUCUCAUUCUCUGUUCUCUUCCCUCUGGCUUCAGCCAAUUCCACCGACUUCCAAUAUUGCAAUAAGGCGGCAAAUUAUGUUGUUAAGGUCCGUGGAUUAGAUAUCACACCUUACCCUGUCAAAGGAGGUAAAGAGACCACUUUCAGUAUUGCUGCGACUACAGAUGAGAAUAUCAGUGGCGGAAAGUUAGUGAUUGACGUCAAGUACCUAUUCCUUCACGUCCACAAGGAGUCCCAUGACAUUUGUAAAGAAACAUCUUGCCCUGUGUCCGGUGAUUUUGUGAUUUCUCACUCUCAAGCCUUGCCUGGAAUAACUCCUCCGGGUUCAUAUACUCUUACGAUGAGAAUGUUGGACGGAAGCAAUCACGAAUUGUCUUGCAUAACCUUUGGCUUCAGUAUUAAUUUAAUCGCGGAAUCAAAAGCAGUAGCAGAUAUGUAGUUAAGUUGUACACUUGUGAACCAAGUGUACACAUUAUGUUGAUCUGCAAAACAUGUAAAUAAGUUUCCUACUUUUUCAAGACUUUGUCCCAACUUUGCUGGUUUUAGGUCUCAUCUAUAAUAAAUAGACUUGAC
Messenger RNA from Solanum verrucosum, 605 nucleotides. RefSeq lists its product as uncharacterized. Gene Ontology annotation, molecular function: sterol binding. The coding region runs from base 1 to 471 and encodes 156 amino acids. NCBI's taxonomy places the organism in Eukaryota, Viridiplantae, Streptophyta, Magnoliopsida, Solanales, Solanaceae. The record is from RefSeq and is a predicted model, not a curated record. Gene Ontology annotation, biological process: intracellular sterol transport. The transcript has 4 exons.